AUGUUUUCCAAGAUUGAUUUGAGGCCAGGCUAUCACCAGCUGAAGAUUCAGGCAGAGGAUAUUUCGAAAAUGGCCUUUAGGACUUGUUAUGGUCAUUAUGAGUUCUUUGUUAUGUCCUUUGGGCUUACAAAUGCCCCAACAGCUUUCAUGGAUUUGAUGAAUGGUAUAUUUAAGCCAUACAUGUAUUCCUUCGUCAUAGUCUUCAUCGAUGAUAUUCUGUGGCAUUCUUGGGCCAUGUGGUGUCAAAGGACGGGAUUAUGGUUGAUCCUAAGAACAUUGAGGUUGUUAGAGAUUGAGCGAGGCCCAUCCGUGAUUGAGAUUCCUAGCUUCGUGGGUUUGGGUAGUUACUACUGUCGGUUUGUGAAAGGCUUCUCUUCUAAUGCUUCUCACCUAACUCGAUUGACUCCAAAGGAGCAAGUGAACUAUAAGCACCAGAGACCUGGCAGUGUGCUUCAGAGGAUGCCCAUUCCCGAGAGAAAGUGGGAUAGGAUUGCCAUGGAUUUUGUUGUAGAGAAGUUGGCCAGGAUUUGCAUCCGAGAGACAGUGCGAAUGCACGGGGUUCCUAGUUCCAUUAUUUUAGACCGAGUUCUUACCCUUGGAGAGUUCACGUACAACAACAGCUACCAUUCUAGUAUUGAUAUGGCAUCGUUUGAGGCUUUAUAUUGUAAGAGGUGUCAUUCUACUAUUGGGUGGUUUGAUGCUUUUGAGGUGACACCUUGGGGUACAGAUUUGCUGAGGGAGUCUUUGGAAAAGGUAAAGAAAAUUCAGGAAAAGCUUCUGGCAGCUCAGAGUCGGCAAAAGGUGUAUGCGGACCGAAAGGUUCGAGAUUUGGAGUAUAUGGAGGGUGAGCAGGUUCUUCCGAAGGUUUAA
This is a messenger RNA of Lycium ferocissimum, 870 nucleotides long. RefSeq lists its product as uncharacterized. The transcript is spliced from 5 exons. The record is from RefSeq and is a predicted model, not a curated record. NCBI's taxonomy places the organism in Eukaryota, Viridiplantae, Streptophyta, Magnoliopsida, Solanales, Solanaceae. The coding region runs from base 1 to 870 and encodes 289 amino acids.